Rotaria socialis is the source of this 3207-nucleotide messenger RNA. The record is from the annotation of a GenBank genome assembly. Lineage: Eukaryota; Metazoa; Rotifera; Eurotatoria; Philodinida; Philodinidae.
AUGGCACAACAAGUGAAUAAUUCAAAGUCAACUACAAACAAAAAUUUAUUUGAACAAAUCAAAUGCGAUAUUAUUGAAAGAUAUGAUGAUAUUUUUGAUAUCAUUGAUGAAAAUUUCGAUGCACUUGAAUAUACAACGGAAGAAUUAAAUCGAUAUUUUCAAUCUGGUCAUUUAAAUUAUAUAAUACAUGAAGAAGAAAUCAUUGACAAUGGUUGUUUUAAGGAUGAAAAUCAAGCUCCAUCCCAACACAAGAAUCAUCAACAACAACGAGAACGAAUUGAAAAUGAAGAAUUGAUUCUCUCACAAAAAUUAAGUCAAUUGUCAAUGGAAAAUGAAUAUGAAACAAUAUCGUCGAAUAGUAAUAAAAGACGACAUACACUAAAUACUGCAUCAAGUCCGAUUGUUACUAAAAAGAAAAUGAAAAUAUCGAACGAUUCUGAUGUUGAUGAGAAGAAUGAUGAUGAUGAUGAUGAUGAUGAUGAUGAUGAUGAUGAUGAUAUAGAACAAGAACAUAUACCCCUAUAUUUGUCAACAACAAAUCAAUUAUUUAUUCGGCUAACCGAAAGUAUAAUUAAAUCUCUGAGUACAUUGAAUAUAAAUGAUAUACAACAAAUUGCUUUAAUAAUGCAUCGUAUUGCUGAGAUGGAAAUAAAAAGACUUAUUACAAAAGUUUAUUUCAAAUCAGUAACAGGCACAUUAAAAGAACCCGAAUGUACUUUAACCAAUAUCGAUUGUCGAGUAUGGCCUCUGCAAGUCAAGUCACUGAUGUUAACACAUCAAAAAUCCAUUGCUACAACUACAGAAACAGAAAAUGAAAAUGAACAAGUUCUAUGUGAAAAUCUUCUUCAACAAGAAAUCAAAGAUAUGCGUCAACAAAUUGAACUAUAUCAAAACGAAUUAGUUGAAAAGAAGAAUUCUUUGAUUGAAUUUACGCCUUCAAUUGAACAACAUAUUUACAAUUAUGUUCAACAAUAUGGAAUUAAACCAAUGAAAAUGAAACGAGAUUUUAAAAUAGCAUUAACUGAAUAUAAUUAUGAAUCUGAAAUAAUACAACGUGAAUACGUUCAAGAAAAACCAAAUGAAUAUCAAAUUCAAGUAGCAAAGCGUCUUUCUGUUACAAAACGUGAAUUUGAAAAAGUAAAACGUGAAUUAUUAGAAUUAAAACAACGAAUUUUCUUUAAUAAAUCACUUACAUUGUUGAGUUCUUCACAACUAACUAAUUUAAACAUAUACAAUGAAUGUGUUGUAUUGAAUCAAAAUGUUCGACAGCAAUUUUUGAAUCAAGAAGAUAAACUGAAUCAAUAUAUGAAACUUGAUUCAAUGAGUAGACGUAUUCGAGACAUUGAAAAUAUAUUCUAUCGAAGUCAACAUAUAUUUGAUUAUGAAUUAGCAAAAAUGUGGGAAAAUCAUCGUAAUCUUGUUCAAAAUCAAGGCAUGCCGACAACAUUAAGUAGUUUAAUUGAACGAAACUUGGCAAAUAUUAGAAAUCGUUGGCGUGAUAUUUACAAUUAUAGAAUUGAUUAUCAUCUUCGAAAUUCCUAUGAUACAUUAGGUGAUAUAGAUCAGAAUGAUUAUGAAAAAAUGACAGCAAUCAAUCAUUUAUCAUUCAAUAUGAUUAUUGAUACUACACAUCAGUUUACUAGUGAACAAAUACAAUUAUUAAAUCGUGGUCCAAAUUAUGUUCCCGUAUGUCAAAUGUAUAUUUCAACGUCUUGUCGAUCUAUAGAUGAUGUUAUUAAGCAACAAUGUGCACCUUUAAAACAUCAAUUAGCUAGUCUAUUUUUGAAAUAUCAUAUUAAUCUAGCACUAUCAAUGGAAAUUCAACAAAAACUAUUUGAUAGAUUUAAACAAUUGUUUUCAAUAUCGAUACCAUCAAAUCUUCAACAGCGUGCAUUAAAUGAAAAGAAUUUAAUUCAAUCUAUUCGUACUUCUUUAAAUCAAAAUAAUCUUGGUAAAGAUAUAUCGUUACAAUCAUUUAUUUCGGCACAACAUAGUGCAACAUGGAAAAUUGGACAGUUUUUGAAUCGUUUACUACGACCUAUUGUGGAGAAAACUUUAAAAUCAACAACAUUUCGAGAUGAAAUUGAUUUUAUUCGAAAAUUAAAUCAUUAUGUACAUGUAGAGCAUCGUCUUCGUCCAACAACUCUAUUCGGUACAAUGACCAUAACGAAUUUCUAUACAUUAGAUAUUCAUGAAAAAAUAUUGAAUAAAGUUAUUUUUUUCUUACAAGACAAUUUACUUACUAAUAAGAUUGGACAAAUUUCAAUAAUGACGAUUAAAAAUCUAUUAUUUCUGUUUCUUAAUAAUAAUAUCUUUUCGUAUAAGAAUAAGAUUUAUAAAAUUGAAAAAGGUAGUCCACAUACAAUGGCAUUAACAGAAACAUUGUCAAACAUUUAUUUAUAUACAUGGCAAACCAAAUUAUUAACACAUCUGAUUUCAAGUGAUGAAAUAUUUGGAAGAUAUAAAAAUCAAAUCUUUUUCACAUGGAAUAAAUCAAAUGCUUUAGAACUUGAAACAUUUCUACAACACGAAGUUCUUGCUAAAAAUUUAAAUGUUAAUUUUCAAAUGUCCAUUAGUACAAGUGUACAUUAUUUAAAUACUUAUGUUGAAAAUCGUCAAGGCCAAUUCUAUAGUCGAAUAUAUCAUGAUUCAAGUAUACAAAGUUAUACAUUACCUUAUGUUAUGACACAUUCAAAAUUAGCUUAUAGUGAUUGGCUUCGAACAGCUUUAAUUCAUGCCAUUUGUUGUUCGUCAUCGAUUGAAGAUUUUCAUCAGGAGCGAGUCUAUCACGAAGUAACAUGUCUGAUGAAUGGUCUUUCAUUAAUAUUUGUUGAAACACAUGUGCAACAUUUUUUUGAUUUUUUUCAUACACCUAAUAUGCGUUAUUCAAUGAAUCAAACAAGUUAUGAACAACUUCGUCGUCAAUGGUUUGAUUAUAUGCAAAUGCAAUAUGCACUUACAGAUGAACUCCAGAAAUUCGAUGAUCAAGGCCAUUUAAUCCAUUUAAAUUACUUGUAUGAAAUGGGUCCACGAUGUCAAUUCAAUAAAGAAUUCUAUCAUAUUUGGUUGGACUAUUUUAAAAAUCAUCCAAAUCUAUCGAAAGAUAAAGUCAAAAUUCUUCUAAGACCAAAACAUUAUCAUACAUUAAAUACAUUAUUGACAAAAGAAGAAAUAUCUAGUUCUAUUGAACGGGAGAACUACUUUUGA